AGAGCAUGCUCGGUCCCCCCGCAGGGGCCAGGGCACAGCACUGAGCCCCACUGGACUCUCCUUUCCCUGUGCCAGGGGAGCAUGGUGGAUUUCCUUCUGAGCUCCGUGGAUCAAGACGUCUGAGAAGAUGCUGGCCAUGAGGCUGUUCACCUGUUUUCUGCAGCUCCUGGCUGGGCUGGCGCUGCCCCCUGUGCGCCCCCAGCCAUGGAUCGUACGUAAUAUCCUGUCUUCUAGGAAUGGCUCCUCAGAGGCGAGAGUGGUCCCCUUCGAGGAGGUGUGGAGCCGCAGCUACUGCCGGCCCCUGGAGAGGCUGGUGGAAGUCGCGUCUGAGUACCCCAGCGAGGUGGAGUACCUGUUCAGCCCGUCCUGCAUCUCCCUGCUACGCUGCAUGGGCUGCUGCAGCGACGAGAGCUUGCAGUGCCUACCCGUGGAGACGGCCAACAUCACCAUGCAGCUCCUGAGGAUCCACCCUAGUACCCCACCCACCUAUGUGGAGAUGACAUUCUCUCAGCACGUGCGCUGUGACUGCAGGCCUAUGUGGGAGAGGAUAGAGCCGGAAAGGCGCGGCGAUACUGUCCCCCCGAGGUAACCAACCCCUUGGAGGAGAGAGGACCCCACCCCUGGCUCGUGUAUUUAUUACCGUCACACUCAAUUACCUCCCUGCUGGCACCGAAACCCUAUUUAUUGGCCAAUUGUAUCCCUGCUGAACGACUGGCACCCUCCACGAGAAGGUCUGGGACGGACAGGACCCUCAGGAACUCAGUGCCUUACAUGACCGACGGGAGGGAAAGGAGGACAGCGCCGGGCCUGCUCCUGGGCCGUGGACAGCAGCCCACGUCUGGAGGACUCCUGGCCCCGCGAGGGUGUGGCAGCCCAAGCUGGGCUGCCCUGUCCCUGACUGCGUGGGCAGGGGGCAAGCGGAGGCGAUGCAGUCGAUUCCUCGUCCUCCCGUCCGUCCGCUUCGCCUUGGAGACCAGAUGGCCAAGCGCAGCAGGAACAGUGGCUGUUGGGUCCCCAUACGGCCUUGUGCUGGAACAUGGAUUUUUCCAGCCCAGGCACUGACAACGACGGGGCUGCCCUUCACCAGCCAGAGGCCGAGAGUGGGCUCUGGGCUGAAUGAACGGGGAUGAGGGAGGGGAGGCCACUGGGGGAGGGUCCUAGCCCAGUGGCAUGUGACAAGGGGAACCGGUUCCCUGAGGUCCCUGGCACCCCACACAAGCUGCCCUCCGUUGGGCCAUCUGACUGCCUAGCCAGAUUCUUUUGAAUAAAGUAUUUUAGUCCGGAAUCGA
Molecule: messenger RNA, 1289 nt
Organism: Echinops telfairi (small Madagascar hedgehog)
Lineage: Eukaryota; Metazoa; Chordata; Mammalia; Afrosoricida; Tenrecidae
Gene: PGF
Product: placental growth factor
Exons: 6
Coding region: 128-589 (153 amino acids)
Biological process (GO): positive regulation of protein phosphorylation; vascular endothelial growth factor receptor signaling pathway; positive regulation of endothelial cell proliferation
Cellular component (GO): membrane
Molecular function (GO): chemoattractant activity; growth factor activity; vascular endothelial growth factor receptor binding
Source: RefSeq, a predicted model, not a curated record